AUGGAAAUUGAAAUGCAACUUCGGCAGAGGAUAGAAGAAGAAGGAUUUGAAAUUGCUUUUAAUCCUCCCGGUGAUGGAAGCUGUUUCUAUCGGGCUGCAGCGUUUCAACUGGGACUUAAGUCGGAGAUCUUGCACAACCUCAUUUUUAAUUAUCUGGGAAACCAUCAGUUUGACGUAAGUUAUUUAACCGUAGUAUAAGUGACUGCGUGACCGACAACAGAUGAUGACAUAAGCGACGCCCGGUUAAUAAGAGUAUUAAAAACAAACGGAAUGAAAAGAAAUAUUUUUCUUGUACUUAGUUUUUACAUCAUUUUCCUUAAUUGAGCCCUAAUCCAAGUCUUUUUUUUUUCAUUGUACACUAGGGCUCAUUAUUUUUCCUUAACGUGUAUUUAUUUUUAAGCCUAAUUUUCCUUGCCUCCCAGUUCAGAGGUUCACUUUAAACGAGCUGCAUGUAUAUUUGUCACAAUGUUCGUAACAGAGCAUCUGAAAAGCAACGUUUUGGGCAUCACACUUUUCUCACUGCGCACACUGAAAGACUAUUGGGCAGACAUUUUUUUUUAGGAAAAAUGAAUAGUUCAAAGUUUUGAAACCACCUGAAAAGCCGUCUCUUGUACGAGGUUUUGUGACAUUUUUUUUUUUUUUUUUUUUUUUUUUUCAUAAUAGGACAAGGGAAAUGACCGCUUGGCUUUCUUGUGUGACGUCGAUAUGGGUGGUGAAAAGGUGCCUGCUGUGUGGUCAGAAGCGUUGAAGAUCCUGGAAAAGAAUUAUGCUAAUUCUUUAGUGAUUAGCGCCUUUGCAAAUGUGAUGCACUACAAGAUCAUGAUUAUUACAGUGCAUGGGGUAAAUAAUUGUUGUCAUCCAAUGUUUCACGUUUGUUUCCAUUGCUUUCAGAAAACGAAAUUAAGUUUUUAACUAAGGAGUAAUAAAUUGUUUUCUUUACAUUUUAUUUUACAGGAUGACAAUUUCGUUUAAGUUGUGGAGCCUCAGUUGGGUCCCUCAGUUGGCACUCUUUACUUCGGACACAGUGGUAAUCACUACGUCCCAUUGAAGCUCAAGCAAAGGGUGGGAUUGGUUACUUCCAUGUGCUAUACAUAAUGUAAACAGAUGUGCCUGGGUUCGUUUCACAACUUGGGCACAUGUUCAUAUUUGACCUGUGAUACGCAAUUUCUGACAAACAAAUAAUCAAUCAGUCAGGCUAACAUUGCAACUAACUCGCUAAGAUCUGUUUAAAUUUCAUACAGUUUUUUGGUCCCUGGGUUAUAUUCUGGACGUCACAGUAUUGCUGACUUACUCAACCUUCUCACAUUUGUUUCAGGCAUCAAGCUAUGCAACGGCGGCGAGAUCUUCCAAGGGAAAUUCUGAGCCACGUACUCGUAGUUUUUCCCCUAAAAUCAAAGAGGAACAAAGUGCUCAAGAAAUUAAAACAUCCUCCGGUAAAACUUUCAAAGCUAAAAGGACAACGACAACAAAGGUACAAUUUUAACGGGGUGACUCAUCUAGUUCUAACCACGUAAUCGUUUUGGUUCUGCCUUUUUUUUUUGGUGGAAGUGGGAAGAGGCGAGGCGGAGAUAAAAUAAACGUCAUUAGCGGUAGAUACACUAAGAAACUCAUUCUGUUGUGUCUAAUUUCAGACACCCAAAGGACGAAAAAAUCAAGAGAUGGAAUGGUGGGAAUCCACAGAAGAAUACAACCCUGGGACGAGUUUAUGGAGAGGACGAAAAAUAUCCGAUGACACAUCCUCUUAUGGAUCGGAUCUUGAAAUAAUUGAAGAAAAGGAAACUCCAAAAGACAAGUCAUUAAAGGUAUGUAGGAGUUUAUUCGCGUUUUUAACUAGAAGAUACAGAACUUCAACACUUUACCUAUACAGGCCUUGCAUUUUUUUAAUUUAGAAGAGCAAGCAGGAAAUUAAGACGACGGUUGCAGAUAUUAGUGAUCAGAGUGUGGUUGAAAUAAGCUCCGACGAUGGCAUGGAGGUCGAUUCGCCCCUUAAACAACCCACCCGGAAAAGACAGCGUAUUUCAUCAGUAAGUGAUUGUAUACUGACUGACGAAACUGAACACAGAACAAAACGACUGUCCCAAUAUUCUUCCUCCUUGAUUCCUACAUUGCCUAGGUGAUCACUAAUUUACGUUGCACCCUCUUACCCAGAACCUAUUUGCACAAUCCUGCGCGCCGAAGAACACUGGUCAAUGUUUAAGAAAAUUAGGCAACCCAUCGAUCUGAAAAAUUUGGUUGUCACGUGACUGUUCCUACGUCCGUCUGUUGGUCCGUAUGGCCAUCCCCAUACCUUCAAAAAUAAUAGAGUAGCAAGCACCAUUACUGUAGGCACCUCUGUGGACAUCCAUGUUACAAUUAAUUGAUAGCUGACCAGUAUCACAUAAUGAUCACAAUUGAUCGUUUUUUGAGUUUCUUAUCCAACAAAAAAAAUCCUCUUUUCCCAUUAUGGUUAAUUAUUGAAAUAAGUAGCUCUGCUUUUAUUAGUAGCUUGAAGCCGUGCAUGGAAAGGAAAUUUAGAAAUCAACGUCAAUGCGUAUAUUUGUCUGCUAAGAUUGCAGAAUUUUUAGACACACAAAAAUAUAUCUGAACCAAAGAAUGUUGUGUAGAUAUCAUUUGUAAAAAGUCAUUGUUGUAGGUUCUUUUAGGCUCGAUUACCAGCCGCUGUUGGAGAGAGCGGCAGAAAUCGACCUUAAUUUUUUUUUUAAUAUAACAGGAUGACAGCAUCGAAGAAUUAAUCGCCAGUGUAAGUGGACUAAGUUCCAAUGACAACACGCCUCAAAAGCCACGUCUACCAGCAGUUAAAAGACCCAAAGAGGACGCCCAGAGGUCACCCGCAAAGCAGAAGCUAUUUGAUGAAGAGUACGUAAUCAUUCUUUUAUUGAUGUAAUAGAGUGUUGGGUUUAGGUGAAUGGUUUUCUGUUUUGAUAAAAAUGUGCACAGAAUGGAAUACAAAAAACUAAUUAGUUAUAAACGUCAAGGGAGUAAAAACAGGGAAAUUCCCUCGAGAUCAUUACAAGUGCACAUGAAAAUAAACGUCUCUUUUGUUGUUUGGGAGGGGUAGACUAGAUGGCGGCAUGCACAUGUGUUAGUGGGGGUUAUUAUGAUACGAUAUGAAAAUAGCCGUGGUGUUUUAUCAAAAGUCUAUGCUUCUUAAGCAGUUUUCUUCCUGAAGCGUUAACGACCUUUUGCAUUUAUUGGUAGAGAUAGCGACAGCAAUGGGGACAUCAGCGUUUUAAGAAAGGGACGUAGACUGUAUGCCAACCAAGACGAAAUUGACAAACUCAAGCCAGUUCAGGUGAAGAAAGUUCCUCUGGCUCCUCAAGGUCCUGUAAAGUAUGAAGUGCAAUACAAUGAUGCGGACCCUUUGUCAGUGGUUGUAGACAACUGGAAGUGGGGUAGAGCACAACCAUGCAAAAGAGCGGGAUUUUGCAAGGGUGGUAGAAGGACGCUUCAAUUGUGUCUCGGUUCGCUAGAAUGCGCAAACAAGAAGUGCGCAUAUUUAAAAAUUCAUAAGUCUCCAAACAAAGUCGAUUUUAAUCGAUCAAAACAUUGCGUUCACUGUCACAGUGAAGCCAUUAAAAAGCAUUGUUCAGCAAGAAAAUAUGUUGAAAACGACCGGUGCCACAAAAAAAUGACAGUAAUCUACUUACAGGAACACGAUUGCUCUCCAAAGCAAGAAGAAGAUAAGCCGUCUAAAGAGGAAGUAGAAAACAUUCUCCGUAUAAAACCUACUAAAUCAGCAGGUCAACUACAGUUGGACGUUGUACGCGAGGCCUUACUUAGUGGUAAAGAAGUAGACGAGGUGAACGAGAUAGCUUUAAGAUACAGCAACAAAAAACAUCUUCAGUAUAUACAGAGUACCAUUAACAAGAAAAAGAGACCUGGAGGAUUGGAGAUAGCAGCUGUUCAAUUGCUUAAGGACGAUUUUCUUGCCAGGAAAUUAGAUGAAAACUUAAUUAUGUGUGUUGGCGACGAUUAUGUCAUUCUUUCGUCUGAGCAUAAGGUGCGAUUAGGUGCACUCAUUACUCUUGGCAUUGUUGACGAACCAGUAAGCCUCGAUGGCUGUGAAAGCCGCGCACAACACUACACAGAAAUUGAGAUGACCACUUACGACCAAACCAAAGCCAAACCAGGUGAAAAUUCAGAUAACGUAAAAAAAAUGGUGCAGUCUUUUGAUGCGGCCGUUAACAAUGUUCUCCCAAAAGUGGCUGGCCAAUAUAAUGUAGAUAAUGAAGACGUCUUAGGACGGGGAUUAGAUCCAAAAUCAUACGUCGGUGAUGAAGGUGGUGCUCUGUGGCGUGGUCUCUGCUUGGUAAAGGGGGAAGACGUAAAAAACAAGACCAUUUCAGACUUUUUCCAUUUCAAACAAGACAUCAACCGUAAUUCAUAG
Pocillopora meandrina is the source of this 4387-nucleotide messenger RNA. The record is from the annotation of a GenBank genome assembly. NCBI's taxonomy places the organism in Eukaryota, Metazoa, Cnidaria, Anthozoa, Scleractinia, Pocilloporidae.